Messenger RNA from Cylas formicarius (sweet potato weevil), 609 nucleotides. It is a transcript of the gene Chchd3, whose product is annotated as MICOS complex subunit MIC25. Lineage: Eukaryota; Metazoa; Arthropoda; Insecta; Coleoptera; Brentidae. Gene Ontology annotation, biological process: inner mitochondrial membrane organization. The transcript is spliced from 3 exons. Bases 31 to 528 code for a protein of 165 amino acids. Gene Ontology annotation, cellular component: MICOS complex. The record is from RefSeq and is a predicted model, not a curated record.
UAAAAACUCGUCGAUAGGGCGUAAAAGAGGAUGGGGAGCGGUCCGAGCAAAACGAGGAUGCUGACGGUCGAGAACGAUGACCCGACGAGCGUCAUCAAGGUUUCCGACGACGUCGUGGACCGGAUAAAGGGACUCGCUCAGACGGCGCCACGGGCGGAGCCCCAGCAGGCGACGGUCCAACCCGUCUACGUUUCCGAGCCCUCGACGACCAGUCUCGAGAUCAGGCGGUCGCACGUCGCCGAACUGAGCAAAAAUGACGAGUACUGGGCGGGUCGGUUGAAACACGUCGAAGACAGUCACAGACGGAUGAACCAGGUGAUGCAGGAUGAGUACCAGAAAGCCCUGGACGAGUACAAGGAGCCGAAAAGGACGCAGUCCCUGAAGGAGAUUCCGUGUCUCGACUCGAAAAGGGCGGUGAUCGAGUGCUACCGGCGGUACCCGGGCGAGCCCCUCAGGUGCGCGAAAGUGGUGCAGGCGUUUCAAGAGUGCGUCGACUUUAAAACGCACAGCCUGCUCGCCGGCAAGUGACCCGAGACGCUCGGUUUAGUGUAACGGCGCUAAUUUUAGGUUACGUCCGUCGUGUUAAUAAAUUAUUUUUGUUCGUUUCCG